Molecule: messenger RNA, 990 nt
Organism: Pseudocercospora fijiensis CIRAD86
Lineage: Eukaryota; Fungi; Ascomycota; Dothideomycetes; Mycosphaerellales; Mycosphaerellaceae
Exons: 1
Coding region: 1-990 (329 amino acids)
Molecular function (GO): 8-oxo-dGDP phosphatase activity
Source: RefSeq, a predicted model, not a curated record
AUGAUACUGGCAGAACCAGACCCAAUCAGCUCCGGCCCCAAGAGCAAUCUCGACCUCAUCGCUGAAUGCGACAACUUUCCCUACUACCAAACCGAUCCCAAGCUUUUCUUUGCACACGUCAAUACCUACUAUGCCUUAUACGUCAAAGACCACCCCGAGGUAGAGCUCGGUUACCUACUCCCAAGCGUGACAGAGGUGUUUAGAGGUCUGCCGGACUGGAAGAUCAACGAUGAAGAUCGAAGUCUGACGUUGGUCACGGGCUCGACAGAGCAGGAACGGAGCAAAGUUGUGGGUGCCACGAUACGUGCUAUGUAUGCGACAGGUCACUUCAAAGUGCUAUCAAAAUGGCGGGAUGAGCUGUAUCCUGUCUAUGGGCCGAAAGGGCAGCUAUUGUUCAGCAUGGAGAGAUCUGCGAGCGCGUUGUUCGGAAUCGUGACGUACGGCUGCCAUAUGACGGCGUACAUCAAGGGGAACGAGGCAAAAGAGCAGCAAAUGAGGAUCUGGGUGCCAAAGAGGGCCGCAAGCAAGAGCACGUAUCCUGGCAUGCUGGACAACACUGUUGCGGGUGGUAUUGCGACGGGAGAGAGUCCAUUCGAGAGCUUGGUCAGAGAAUCUGCAGAGGAAGCAAGUCUGCCAGAGGAGAUUGUGCGGAAGGGGGCAAAAGCCGCUGGUACAGUGACAUAUUUCCAUAUCCGCGAUGAGAGAGCGGGUGGUGAGACGAGGCUACUGCAGCCAGAGUGUCAGUAUGUCUAUGAUCUGGAGCUUUCGCCAGACGUGACGCCGAAGCCAUCGGAUGACGAGGUGGAGAGCUUCCAGCUGAUGACAGUGGAAGAGGUGAAAGCUGCAAUGCGGAACGGUGAGUUCAAGCCGAACUGCGCGCUGGUAUUGCUUGAUUUCUUCAUCAGGCAUGGGUAUGUGACCCACGAGGAUGAGAACUAUAUCGAGAUCGUCGCGAGACUGCAUCGGAAGCUGGACUUCCCUACGCCGUGA